Messenger RNA from Phytophthora sojae, 1551 nucleotides. RefSeq lists its product as hypothetical. The record is from RefSeq and is a predicted model, not a curated record. The transcript has 6 exons. Bases 1 to 1551 code for a protein of 516 amino acids. Lineage: Eukaryota; Oomycota; Peronosporomycetes; Peronosporales; Peronosporaceae.
AUGGGGUACAAUGGGGUUGUGAUGGAGAUUGUGCUGACCAAGUUGAUGGUGAUUAAGUGUGGAGGAAGUUUGCAGCUGGAGCAAGAUCCGGACGAAAAUGACCGGUGUAUUGCAAAACUGGUGAAUCAGUUUCGAUACACGCUGGGAAAGAACAAGGGGAUGACAGCUUUCAAGCCACAUUAUGCGCUGUAUACUGCUGGCGCCUUUCGUACGGUGGAAGAGAUGACGAGUGAAUUCAGUUUGAUGUUGGUGUACUCGCUGUGCUUGCCCCCGGAGCUGCCGUUUAUUCGGGGAAAUAACGGUUUUGAUUUGCUGCGGAUGGAGCUAGCGGUGUCCAUUACAAAGCUGCACGAUGAUUUAGGACUCAUGGCACAGCUGAGGCUUUAUGUCGCUCGUCUUCAGUACGGAAUGCUUGGAUCGUUUGGGAUAUGGGACCAGAAAAAAGCCGUGGAAAGCGCCACGUGGUAUACGAUUCGAGGGGAACCCCUUGGUGAUAGCAUUUCAACUCCGGUGAAUUGGACCACAGACUUGCACUUCCUGAACCCUGGGAAUGAAACCUUGAGCCAGCUUUGGAGCAACAGAGAGGGAGAGUUUGUCUACAGAUACGAGCGUUUUGCUGUUGUUGGAUGGCCGAAGGUUGUCGACAUCAAGAAUACGCACGUUUUCAUGGGAGAAAUGGCCGCUGCCAACUCUGUGUUCAUGGACGCCCCUGUCCAAUUGGCCCGCCUUCGAAUGCUUUUACGAUAUCAGGCCAAUCAAUAUAACCAAACGGAUUUUGGAAAUCAAGCUACCAACCGAAGUGUCCAAACGGCAAUCAAAACUCCAGUAUCUUUGGCGGCCUGUCAAAAUCUCUACAAGGCAAUUUCCGAGUCCAACGAAGUGUUGCUGGUGGAUGUGUUUUUCCGGAAAUAUUUUGCUCGUCUUGGGCAAAAGCGAGAGCUGGUCCCGUUCCUUGCUUCUAUCGUGCGCAAGUUUGGUUGGGAAGGCGUAAGCGCGCCAAUUGUGCGAGCGUUCGACAGCAUGUCGUCCUCAGGGUGCUUGGCGCUGGCUUUGCUGCUCGCAGAUGCACUCAUCGACGUCUCUUCCGUAAGAACAGCUCCUACAAUCACUGCCGUUCAAAAAGCAGGCUUUGCGUUUGGGACGAGUCCAGGGGAACUCAUGGCUUCAAGUGACGUGUUUCGUGAUGUUGGGAACAUAUUCGCGUGGUUGGAAGCGAAGAUGAUCGGUCCUGCAGUGGAAGCUCUUUCCAAAUGCGUCGGUGCAUCCAGCUUACCGGAACAUCGUGCGGUGCUUGCUACCAUGGCUUCGCAACGUCGUCAAUGGUUGAUGGAUCAGGAUGCGCAGACAGAGAAACCAUUCGCGUGGGAGAUUGUCGACAUGAACUUCGUCGGUGCAGCUGGAAUGGCAACAUUUCUCGAUGGCCCCAACACCUCGUACCAGGUGCGUUGCUUCCAGGAUGAUCGUAGGUGGCCGAGGGCGAGAUGCGUAUGUUCUUGUCACCAAGCAAGCCGGCAAGUUUACCCAGAGAAGCCAAGACCUGCACAAAUUUAA